Messenger RNA from Paramecium tetraurelia, 783 nucleotides. RefSeq lists its product as uncharacterized. The record is from RefSeq and is a predicted model, not a curated record. The transcript has 3 exons. Lineage: Eukaryota; Ciliophora; Oligohymenophorea; Peniculida; Parameciidae.
AUGGAUCCAAGUCGUCACAUAGAUUUAAUUGAAUUUCCAGAUGUACUAAGAAAUAAAGGAUUUGACAUUGGAGCACCUAUGGGAGAGAAUCUGGCAUUCAUAUUAGAAUGUUUUGGUGAAUUAGAGGUGGACAAUAGGAUUGUGUAAAAAAUAAAGGAAGAAAAGGAUGCCAAAAAGAAGGAUGCCAAUCUUAAGAAAGUUGGUGAUGAUGCACCUAAACCUGUUGAUGUUUUGUAGAAAAUGACUUCAUAUAGUGAAUUCAUUGGAGCUAUUUAAAAGCUAAAAAAUUAUGAUUAAAUGAUGUGCAGAUUGUAAUUAGUACGAUCAAAUACAUUACAGACUGAAGUUGAAGAAAUUAUAUAAGAUGAACAAAAUAAAAUUACUAAUCUUGAGAGAGCUAAAAAUGUUGAAAGGAAUUAAACUUAAUUUGAUGAACAUGUAUCCUAGAUUCAAUCUAUUGAUUAACUCCCAGAAGUCCCUAAAGCAGCUCAAAAUGCUGUUGUUAUCAAUCUAUUUUGCAUCGAUGAACGAUUUGAAUCAAGAUCACUUGAUUUUGUAGAAAGAGCCUUUGAACUCUUCCCUGAUCGAGAUCUAAGAGACUACAUCUAUUAUCACACUUUCUAUAAGUAUCAAGGAAGAAACACUCCACUUUUGAACAUGUUUUAUUCUCAUUUGAUUGAAUUAAGAAAGCUCAAUUAAAGUGAAUGGAACUAAUGUCAGUUUUUAGUAGAAAAUCUAUUGGGAAAAGAGAACAUUGAGAAGGAUGUAAGGAAUGUGAAAUGA